This is a messenger RNA of Lemur catta (Ring-tailed lemur), 2018 nucleotides long. RefSeq names its product guanylate binding protein 5 (gene GBP5). The record is from RefSeq and is a predicted model, not a curated record. Lineage: Eukaryota; Metazoa; Chordata; Mammalia; Primates; Lemuridae. Bases 146 to 1900 code for a protein of 584 amino acids. Gene Ontology annotation, molecular function: GTPase activity; GTP binding. The transcript has 11 exons.
AGAAGUAUAUCAGAAAUCCUCACAGCUACUAUAAAUUAAGAAACAAGAACUUGAACUUGUACCGGGUUUGCAUCAAAGCAGCUUUCUUACCAGCUCUAUAAGAUCUCUUCUGAUUUUCUAGUCAAGGCAAAGUAACAUCUGGGACAUGGCUCCAGAGAUCUACAUGCCGGACCCUGUGUGUCUCAUUGAGAACACUACGGAGAAACUGACGGUUAAUCCAGAAGCUUUGGAGAUCCUGUCUGCUAUUACACAACCUGUGGUGGUGGUGUCUAUCGUGGGCCUCUACCGCACAGGCAAAUCCUAUUUGAUGAACAAACUGGCUGGGAAGAACAAGGGCUUCUCUGUUGGCUCCACGGUGCAGUCUCACACCAAGGGAAUCUGGAUGUGGUGUGUGCCUCAUCCCAAGAAGCCAGACCACACUUUAGUUCUGCUGGACACUGAAGGUCUGGGAGAUGUAGAGAAGGUUGACAAGAAUGAUACCCAGAUCUUUGCACUGGCAAUCCUCCUGAGCAGCACCCUUGUGUACAAUACCAUGCACAACAUUGACCAGGGGGCUAUCGACCUCCUGCACCAUGUGACAGAACUGACAGAUCUGCUCAGGACAAGAAACUCACCUGACCUCGAUGGGGCUGAAGAUGCUGCUGACUCUGGGAGCUUCUUCCCAGACUUAGUGUGGACUCUGAGAGAUUUUUACUUAGGCCUAGAGACAAAUGGGAAACUUAUCACAGCAGAUGAAUACCUGGAGAAUUCACUGAGGCCAAAGGAAGAUAGCAAUCAAGGAAUUCAGAAUUUUAAUUUUCCCCGUCUAUGUAUACAGAAGUUCUUUCCAAUAAAGAAAUGCUUUAUCUUUGACUCACCCACUCACCGAAAGAAGCUCAGCCAGCUUGAGACACUGCAUGAUGAUGAGCUAGAUUCUGAAUUUGUGCAGCAAGUGGCAGAAUUCUGUUCCUACAUCUUCAGUCAUUCUAUGAUUAAGACUCUUCCAGGAGGCAUUAAGGUCACUGGAUCUUGUCUAAAGAACCUGGUGAUGAUCUAUGUCAAUGCCAUCAGCAGUGGGGAUCUUCCCGGCAUGGAGAACGCAGUCCUGUCCUUGGCCCAGAUAGAAAACUCAGAUGCAGUGCAAAAGGCCAUUGCCCACUAUGACCAGCAGAUGGGCCAGAAGGUGCAGCUGCCCACAGAGACCCUCCAGGAGCUGCUGGACUUGCACAGGGCCAGUGAGAGAGAGGCCGUUGAAAUCUUCAUGAAAAACUCUUUCAAGGAUGUGGAUCAGAAGUUCCAGAAGGAAUUAGAGACCCUACUAGAAGCAAAGCGUAAUGACAUCUGCAAACAGAACUUAGAAGCAUCCUGGGAUCGUUGCUGGGCUUUACUUCAGGAUGUUUUUGGUCCUCUAGAAGAAGCAGUGAAGCAGGGGAUUUAUUCUAAGCCGGGAGGACAUACUCUCUUCAUUCAGAAGACAGAAGAGCUGAAGGCAAAGUACUAUAAAGAGCCUAGGAAAGGAAUACAGGCUGAAGAAGCUCUGCAGAAAUAUUUAAAAUCCAAAGAGUCCGUGAGUAAUGCAAUUCUACAGACAGACCAGGCUCUCACAGCAAAGGAAAAGCAGAUGGAAGAGGCGCGUGUGAAAGCAGAGGCUGCAAAGGCUGAAGCACAAAGGUUGCAGGAGCUUCAAAGGCAGAACCAGCAAAGGAUGGAGGAGAGGGAGAGACUCCAUCAGGAACAAGUGAGACAAAUGCAGCUAGCCGAAGAAAAACAGCAGGCAGAGCUACGGAGGAUGCAGGAACUUCGGAUGCAGAAAGAGGCUGAAGACCGCAAAGCGGCAUUGGAAGCUGAAAUCAGAUGUCUCCAAAAUCAGGUCCAGCAUUUCCAGGCUAACUCAUCGAAUGAUCAGUGUAUCUUACUCUAAAGUCUAAGCACUGGAGCUUCCCUUUCUUACUCUUUUGCACUGAAGACACAAAGGAACAAGAAAUUAUAGAACUUGGAACAAUCAACAUUUAAAUAAAGUUUAUAAUUAUUACAUCAAA